AUGUCUGGCAGCUGCUGUUCUAGAACAUGCCCCUCCCUGCCUGCCAUCUCCCUCUGCUCCACCGAGGUGAGCUGUGGAGGGCCCAUCUGCCUGCCCAGUUCCUGUCGGAGCCAGACAUGGCAGCUGGUGACUUGUGAGGAUAGCUGCGGGUCAUCCGGCUGUGGUUCGCAAGGCUGCCAGCCUUCUUGUUCUGUGAGCAGCUGCUGCCAACCCUUGUGCUGCGAGGCUACCAUCUGUGAGCCUACCUGCCCUGGGAGCAAUUGUGCCCAGCCUGUGUGCUGUGAGGCCACCAUCUGUGAGCCUUCUUCCUCCUGCCAGCCUGUGUGCUGUGAGACCACUCCUUGCCAGCCAGUGAUCUGCGUGCCCGCAUCCUGCCAACCAGUCAUCUGUGAACCCAGCUGCUGUCCGGCCGUCUGCACUAUGCCUGUGUCUUGCCAAACUAUGGUCUGUGAGCCUGUCGUCUGUGAGCCUGUGGUCUGUGAGCCUGCUUGCUGUCAGCCAGUGUGCCCCACACCUAGCUGUUGCCCAUCUGUCUGCUCUACAUCCAGUAGCUGCCAGCCAGUGUGUUGUGACUCCAGUGCCUGCGAGCCACCUUGCCCAGAAGAGUCCAGUGUGUGCCAACCAGCCACCUGCAUGGCUCUGGUCUGUGAGCCUGUCUGUCUCCGCCCCGUCUGCUGUGUUCAGAGCCCAUGCGGGCCACCAUGCAUCUCCAGCCCUUGCCAAGGUUCUUCAUGCUGUGUUCCCAGCGUCUGCCAACCUGUCUGCUCUGAGCCUGGCCCUUGCCUACCUUCUGUCUGCGUGUCUAGCCCAUGCAAACCUUCCUGCUAUGUAGUCAAACGCUGCAGUUCUGUCUGCUGUGAGCCCGUUUCCUGUCCGUCUACCUCUUGCCAGCCUCUCUGCUGCCGUCCAGGCUCCUCUGCUUCUGCCAUCUGCCAGCCGAGUUGCCCUCCUCGGACUUUCUACAUCCCCAGUUCCUGCAAGCAGCCUUGCAGCCCUGUUUCUUACCGCCCAAUUUGCCGCCCCAUCUGCUCUGGAUCCGUCGCCUACAGGCCGCCCUACGUGACGUCCAUCUCUUACCGUCCGGCCUGCUACCGCUCCUGCUACUCCGUCUUGCGCCGCCCCACCUGCCUCACUUCCUAUUCCUACCGCCCCGUCUGCUCCCGCCAGCCAUGCGCCGAUCCCGACCCCUGUAAGAGUGAUUGCAAAAAGUCCACUCCCGGCCAGCCUGACUGUGCUGACUCAACCCCCUGCAAGCCAGAGGUCUCAGGUGAGAAUCCCUGCCAUCCCUCCGAAGAGGUCAAAUCCACCAGCCCGAGCACCCGUGAGGCCGCAGCCCCACAGUCCGCUGCCAGCAAGCCUGCAGACCGCUGA
This is a messenger RNA of Jaculus jaculus (lesser Egyptian jerboa), 1371 nucleotides long. RefSeq names its product keratin-associated protein 16-1. NCBI's taxonomy places the organism in Eukaryota, Metazoa, Chordata, Mammalia, Rodentia, Dipodidae. The transcript has a single exon. Bases 1 to 1371 code for a protein of 456 amino acids. The record is from RefSeq and is a predicted model, not a curated record. Gene Ontology annotation, cellular component: keratin filament.